GGGAUUUUCGUUACUACCGCGCUGCUUUAUACCGGAUUUUACCUGGGCAAAUAAUAUCUCACCUACAGUGACCAGCAAAAUACCAGAAACACCUCGCGCGACCCACCCUAAAGUACGCCGAUUAUGGGGCAUUAUCCACAAAUAUCUGAGAUUGUUCUCUGAGUCUUAUUGUCGCUGGGUCGGGGCUACUUUUGAUAAUCAGAUUGCUCAGCUUCCAUUUGGGCUGAUUCUGAAGUGGUCUGAUGGUACUCGGUUAGAAGAAGUCUUGACAAUGUAGGUCGCCAGAAGAGCAGGUCUCCCAGUUCCGAAGGUGAUCUGCUAUGGAGACCAUCCAGAUACUCCGCAUGCUCCAGUAUCAAUUCUGAUGACUCGUAUCCCCGGCGAUGAACUUGGUCGAGUUUACAAAAUCCCAAGUGACACUGAGCGAGAUUCGAUCCAAUUGCAAUUAAAGGGUUAUUUAGAAGCAAUCCGGAGAUGGAAAAGUCCAUGGGGGGAGAACAGAAUUUGCUCUUUGAUGAACACAGCUAUUAGGAGCGUUCGCGUACCUAAUCAUCUCAUUGGCCCUUUUGAGUCAGAACAAAAGUUCAAUGAAUACAUGAAUACCUCCGGAGCACUGCUUGGUCAGGGGGAUUCCCAUCAGAAACAGAAUACAACAACGCACUUGAUUGUGCUAGAAAAGUAGAUUCAAUGCCUCAUCGUAUCGUUUUCACGCACGGCGACCUCAAGCACCAUAACAUCGCUGUACAAAAUGGACAAAUUACAGGCUUUUUGGACUGGGAGUCAGCAGGCUGGUGUCCUGAAUAUCGGGACUUUACCACAGCCCUCAGGUUGAUUCCGAAAGGUUACUGGUGGUACAACUUUGUGAUAGGGCUUGGGGGCAGCUCAUACAUGGCAGAACUGGAUUGUGAACAGGCGUUGACUUCUCUAACAGUUGAUUCAUAUUCCGGUGACAUAGAAUUGAGAAGGGCAACAGGGUGCAUAUCACCAAAAGCCAACUUGUCGAAGAAAUUCUGGCUUAUCUAGCGGCCAUGGAAGUGACGGGUUGCAGGUUCGAAGCACGACCAGCUUGAUAAAACUUGGUGGCCGUAGAUGUGAGAGCAGCUGCCUUUUGAAUGAGUCUGCCUGCUGGCUCUCUGAAUAUCUAUGAAUGUCAGAGAGUUUGAAGGCACCCAAGGAAAGGGAUCUGUAACAUCCGCAAAUGUUCUUCGCAGUAAAAAAACCCAAACCAAGUCAAAUAUUUUGAACACAUUCAUUUUUUCUGAUAGAGUUGCCUAGGGCAUAGAAUUUCGAUUGCAA
Molecule: messenger RNA, 1296 nt
Organism: Blastomyces gilchristii SLH14081
Lineage: Eukaryota; Fungi; Ascomycota; Eurotiomycetes; Onygenales; Ajellomycetaceae
Exons: 2
Coding region: 688-1023 (111 amino acids)
Source: RefSeq, a predicted model, not a curated record